Messenger RNA from Numida meleagris (helmeted guineafowl), 1471 nucleotides. RefSeq names its product selenoprotein Pb-like. Gene Ontology annotation, cellular component: extracellular region. The record is from RefSeq and is a predicted model, not a curated record. Gene Ontology annotation, biological process: selenium compound metabolic process. The transcript has 5 exons. Gene Ontology annotation, molecular function: selenium binding. Lineage: Eukaryota; Metazoa; Chordata; Aves; Galliformes; Numididae.
GAUAAAAGGGAGGCAGGGGCCAGCUGGGCACUGCCCGGAGCGGAGCAAGGUCCAUCCAGAGGACAGCAGCGAGGAGCGCGCGCACCCCUGGUGCCGGGAUGGGGCCGCUGCUGCUGGCGCUGGCCUCCUGCCUGGGGCUGGCCAUGGCCUCCGAGGGGGCCACCAACGGCAGCCGGCUGUGCCGCGAGGCCCCGGUGUGGCAGAUCAACGGCUCCAGCCCCAUGAAGGGCGCGGCGGGGCAGGUGACGGUGGUGGCCCUGCUGAAGGCCAGCUGACACUUCUGCCUGCUGCAGGCUCGCAGCCUCGGGGCCCUGCGGGAGCGGCUGGGGCAGCAGGGCGUGGGCGAUGUCCGCUACAUGAUCAUCAACGAGCAGGCCCCGCUGUCCCGCGCCAUGUUCGGGGAGCUGCAGCGCCAUGCCCCGCCAGGCAUCCCCGUCCUCCAGCAGCAGCCACAUGAGCCCGAUGUGUGGCAGCUGCUGGGGGGCGACAAGGACGACUUCCUUGUCUAUGACCGCUGUGGCCGCCUGGCCUUCCACAUCCAGCUGCCCUACAGCUUCCUGCACCUGCCCUAUGUUGAGUCCGCCAUCCGCUUCACCCACCGCAAAGACUUCUGUGGGAACUGUUCCCUCUACCCCAACAGCACCCAGGAGGCCAACAUCACUGUGGAGGUCCCUGUGACCCCGACCCCGCUUCCCAAACAGGAGGAGAAGGAGUCUGAGAUCCCCGCCCACCACCAACCCAACCAUCUUCAUCCUCACCAUCACGUGGUCGGCAGCGGGACAGCCCCAGAGCCCAGUGGGGACCGCAGACCUGCUGCCCACACUCACCACCACCAUGGAGCCCAUGGCCAACUCCGUCCCAAGGAGCAGGCACCAGAGGGACGUGAUCCCUAAUCUGGGCAGAACCCGGAGCGUGCAUACCACGCAGGCUCACUUCCCAGAGGCAUCGAAGGACUUGCUUUGUGCUGCUGGCCACAAGCAGCAUUGGUGUACAGCCCCCUCCAUGUGGGUCAUGCUUCCACCCAGUGACUAGGGAUGAAAAUCCCCCUCUGGCACCCAAAGAUGCUGUCCUUUUUGCCCUAAGACUCAGUUCUGCCCCUUCUUCCUCUGCUGCUGCUUCUCUGUGCUCAAUGAUGCCCGUGGUGCAAACUGGGACAUCCCCAGUCACUGCGGGCUGACACCGCAUGGAGCAGCGGGGCAGGGAUUGAAGGAGCAGAACUGGGACCCAUGGGUGUACCUGGAGGGCCCGGGUGAGCCCGGAGGAGGGGAGUGCGGAUGGGGGUCGCAGCUCCCUGUGUCUCAACCUUCUCACCCUGUGCACGGGUAUGUGCAGUGGUGGUGGGUGGCCGCAAGAUGGUGGCCGUGUCCCCUCUCAGAAAACAGGGGGCUGCCUCCAGGGCCCGCAGCCCUGGGAGGAGGACGUGGGUGGGGGUCCUGGGGUGAAGUGGACAUCCAGGUGACGAAUAAAGCCU